AUGGCUACUAGAGGGGGCGCCAAGUUUGUCAGAUACUUUUUCUAUGCCGGCAACACGAUCAGUUCAAGUCAAAAAAAAACUCUGGUCGCCCUGGCCUAUGCGACAGCUCGAGACCAAAAACUUGCUCCUAAGGCGAUUCUCAUUCGGUUAGUCCUGCUCAGCUUCUUGCAAGUCCUUGAGAGUAUCCGACAUGUCAAAGACCCCAAAGGCUGGCAUGGCACCUUCGCCUUCAAAGCCGACGAUCAGGUGGAGCGGGAAUUCCAUGUGGCAUCGCAUGGGUACACGAAUGACAAAGAGGACUUCGUUCUAAACGAGGCAACACAUACUCCAGAGAAGGAGGACAAAACUCCUCGGGGUGGAAGGGGAUCUGGAAAGGUUGUUUGGCCAGCUGAGGACCUACUUGAAGAAUAUGUGGACAGUCCCAUUGGUUACUCGCACCUACCCGAGCAGAAUUAA
Messenger RNA from Blastomyces dermatitidis ER-3, 456 nucleotides. RefSeq lists its product as uncharacterized. The record is from RefSeq and is a predicted model, not a curated record. Lineage: Eukaryota; Fungi; Ascomycota; Eurotiomycetes; Onygenales; Ajellomycetaceae. The transcript is spliced from 2 exons. Bases 1 to 456 code for a protein of 151 amino acids.